CCGGAAUACAGGAUGCGCACAAUAAGGGCAUUAAUGACACAAUAACAGUCUCUAUGCGACUUUGUGAACAUAGAAAAAAAAACAUGACCUCUAUAAAAGGAGUUCCAUGCUUUCUGUUUCUGAUGCUCGGAAUUAUAUAUAAUGUGCACGCCAGUACAAGGAGUUGUGCCAUUCCAAGCGGGGUCCAGUACAGAAGAUCUUUUUAUAGUCCUCAAUAUGGCUCGAACAUAAGCAGAUAUCCCGCAGGCAGACGAAUAAAUCAUGGUACAAAAAUAAGGGUCAUCUGUAAGAAGGGCGUAUACCACGAUAUAGCUUUAAGCAAAUGUCAUGACGGUAGAUGGGUCCCGGAUCUGCCACAUUGUAAUGUAGAACAAAACUGCACAAUACCGCGAUCGGGACGGUUUAGACGGACCAUAUACCGUCCGAAAUCUGGUCCAAGCACCAGUAAUUACCCCGCUGGGUCUGUGAUCAACAAUGGCAGUACUAUUAUGGCUAUUUGUAAGAAGGAUAUAUACGGAGAUAUGGUAACGGCCUGGACUUUAAGUGAAUGUAAGAGGGGAAAAUGGAAACCAAAAUUGCCAAGAUGCAAAGAACAGAAAAGAUGUCGAGCACCACCGUCAUUUCAGCAUGCCACCGCAUCCGAAAGAAUAACGCCCUAUAUAACUUUUCCACACGGCACUAGUGUGACGUAUACAUGUGACGUCGGCAAGAUGGCGACCGGAAGCGAUACUGUUGUUUGUAAGGAUGGAAAAUGGUCUGAUACGAGCUUCCAGUGCGAAGCUGACCCUGACUUCAAGCCGGAUACCACGACUGUACCGUCGUCUGGUACUCAGAGGGACACGUGUUCUCAACUGACUAUCGAGAAUGGACGUAUCUCUGUCAAAGAUAUGUCCAAUAGUACCUAUGACGUCACGUGUAACGCAGGAUUCCGGUUAAGAUUUGCAAAAACGUAUAGAUGUAGACAUGGCAGAUGGAUUGGUGCAAAACCUGAAUGUGUGAGAGCUUUGGCACGGUGCAAGUUCCCGUUCCCGAUGAGAAGAGGUUCCGUGCUCAGGUCUAACGCUACAGGGGAGGUAAUAAAUGCCUUUCAUAUCGACCAUUGGACCCGAGCGGUACAAACGUGCUCAGGGAAUCGGAGAUUUGCAAAUAGCAGGACAGUGAGAUGUGUAAACGGGCGCUGGCGACCAGGUCUUAUGACAUGUAGCCACUCUAGCUCCGGAAACCGUCAAAAAAGAACUUCUGGUAUCAUACGUCAUAAAAGAUCAGAGAGCGACUGUGUGAUACCAAAUUUGAGAGGUGGAGAGGCAGUAUAUCAUAACGUCACUUCCGGUGAGCGUAACUCAUAUGUCGCAGACGACAGAGUUCGGCAUGGGCAGAUAGUACAAAGAGAGUGUUUGGAAGGGAUAAUGUUACUUCCGGUGGUUCAGUUCAACACAACAAUGGUUACAGAGUGUGACAACGGGGAAUGGAAACCAAGCUUUCAGCGGUGUCUAAGAGAUGAAAAAGAUACGGUAUUCUUUGACAAUACAAUUGAGGAAACGACUACAGCCGUCACAUCACCUCAGGUGUCAACUCUGCCACCAGAUGUUCGGUACAGACUGCAUAUUAAGUAUAACGGCGAGAGGUCUAUUUAUGUUUUACUUGACGGAUCCCUGCAGGCUUGUGUACAACUGCAACUUGACCCGAAUGGUCAACAAGGCGUCAGGAAGUACGAAGUGUCCGCAGCCGAUACGGGAGAGAUAACCCGGAUUAGAGCUUCAUACUCGAGCCAGUGUAGUGAUGCAGAUGCGAACGUUGACAACUUGUUGUUUGUGUCCAUAUACAAGGAGGAUACUGGUGAAUUUUAUAUAGAGAGAUUCCAGCAAGAUGGUGGCAGUCAUCCAACACCAAUAAGAGGAAGGCCAUGUAAACGGCAGUUUGAACGACAGUCAAACAAGAAGCCAUACUCUUAUCAGAAUGAUAAUGAAUAUAAUGAAUACAGUGACAUCAUCGACGAGACAGAAUGUCAACUUAAAUGCAUAGAGGAAGAAGAGUUUAAUUGCCAGAUCGCCUAUUAUAGCAGCCAACAUAAGUCAUGUUAUGUUUUUAUGGACGUACCUCUAAAUGAUUUGGAUAGCUCUAGAGUGACAGCAUCGUUAUUUCAAAGAACAGAUAACUGUUCAACUGAGAUAUAAUACUAUUGUAUAUAAUUAUAAACUUUACUGGGCAAACAUUAUUCUUAAGGCAGGCCUAAAAUACUUCAGAAAACUCUAUAUCGCUGCUGAUUUUGGUACGGAAAUGGUACCCGCCGAUCUGUCAAUAUCCCCAUCAGGGUAUUUUGUUGGGAACUAACAAAUGGAAUCAAUUGAAUUCAAUUGAUAUUUUUGUGUCUGUCUUUUUUCGUAAAUAUAAAAGCAUGGUACGCACUGAUGGGAUCUCAUAGAAUCUUGUCAUAUUAAUGGGCGAUACUAUGAGAAGGUGUUAGAGUACAGGCAAUCAAUUCUUUUUGUUUUUAAUCAUGUCCAUUUUUUUAACUUAAAGUUUCAAGUUUCUGUAGAAAUGAUUACUUUGCUACUACUGAAGAGAAUUUAAAGAAAUACGUGAUUUUGAAAUGAAAGUGCUACUCAAGAGAACUUUGAUUGUGUUUUGGAUAAUUACCUAUCAUCGCCUAUGAUCUUAGCUGCUGAUGGAAACUUCAUAUUCAGAUGCUUGUUAGUGAACAGUCAAUGACUCCUAUUGUUUCUACUUUUCUACUAGUUCAUAGGUCAAGGUCACUGUGGCAUUAAAUUUGGAAAUAGCUUUUUGACAAUACCUGAAGAAUGCUUUGACCAACAGUUGUAAAACCUAAGGCCUAACAAAAAAAAUUGUUUGUUUCCAGUGACAUGGCCAAAAAAAAUAGGGUAGGUAGGUAGGCAUUUUUUUUUUUAGCUCACCUGUCACAUAGUGACAAGGUGAGCUUUUGUGAUCACCCUUCGUCCGUCGUCCGUCGUCUGUGCGUCCGUCCGUCCGUGCGUGCGUGCGUGCGUCAACAAUUUCUUGUCUGCACGAUAGUGGUUUCAUUUAUGAUUUUAUUUUAACCAAACUUGCACACAACUUGUAUCACCAUAAGAUCACGGUUCCUUUCUUGAACUGGCCAGAUCCCAUUAUGGGUUCCAGAGUUAUGGCCCCUGAAAGGUCCAAAAUUCGCUAUUUUGACCUUGUCUGCACAAUAGCAGCUUUAUUUAUGAUUUGAUUUUUACCAAACUGGCACACAACUUGUAUCACCAUAAGAUCUUGGUUCCUUUCUUCAACUGGCCAGAUUCCGUUAUGGUUCCCAGAGUUAUGGCCCCUGAAAGGGCCAGAAUUAGCUAUUUUGACCUUGUCUGCACAAUAAUAACUUCAUUUAUGAUUUGAAUUUAAUCAAACUUGCACAAAACUUGUGUCACCAUAAGAUCUCGGUUCCUUUCUUGAACCGGCCAGAUCCCAUAAUGGGUUCCAGAGUUAUAGCCCCUGAAAGGGCCAAAAUGAGCUAUUUUGACCUUGUCUGCACAAUAGCAGCUUCAUUUAUGACUUGAUUUUAACCAAACUUGCACACAACUUGUAUCACCACAAGGUCUUGCUUCCUUUCUUGAACUGGCCAGAUUCCUUUAUGGGUUCCAGAGUUAUGGCCCCUUAAAGGUCCCAAAAAUUGGCUGUUUUGGCUUUUGCAGCCAUAUAGAGACUUCAUUUAUGGUUUUAUUUGACACAAACUUCCAAAAUAUCUUCAACAACAAUAAAUCUUGUAUUCCAUGACAAAUCAGAUCCAAUCGUAGGUUCAAGAGUUAUUUUAUAUCUGAUUACCUCCCCUGAUUGUAAUCAAAAUGGAUUUAUAUCAUUAAGUACUUAUAGGACUUAUUUGAAAUUUCAUUAUUGUUAUUAGUUGGACUGAGACAAUCAGGGUAGAUAACUAUGGACUGAUUUUAUGUCAAAUUACCUCCCUUUAUUUCAAAUUAAAACGGGUAUAUCUCCGUAACUAAUGAAGAUACUGAUCUGAAAUUUCAUUGAUGUCAACAGAUUUAUUUGGCAGAUCCUUUUGUUCACUUACAAUACUUUUUUUUUAAUUACUUCCCUUUUACGUUACUAUAAAUAGCUUAUUUUUAGUAACUUUUUUAUUUUUGGCCGUAGGGAAAAACCGAGACCACUUUUCUGUGGUACAACAUGGAUGGUACCUCCAAUUUUUAGGUGUGUUUUGACAUAUCUAUACCUUGUAAGAAUUUUUUUUCUUUUUGGUUAAAUUUCUUCCUUUUGUUGUUCCUGUCCUUUGGACUAAAAUGUUUUUUCUGAGGGCCUUCUUGUCCUCAAGUGCAAUGAUAACAGGUGAGCGAUAUAGGGCCAUCAUGGCCCUCUUGUUUUUUUUUGUUUUUUUUAAACCUAACACCACCCUAGUUUCAAACAGGGAGAUUAUAAACCUUAUAAACAUGCAUCCUAUUGUUAUGUUUGAUUUACACCUGAAUGUACAAUGACUUUGAUGAUGUUUUAGCAAUAUAAAAUGCCAUUUGAUUGUGUAUUUAAAUAUUAUGAAAUAAAUAUAUGCUUUAUGUU
Mercenaria mercenaria is the source of this 4539-nucleotide messenger RNA. RefSeq names its product sushi, von Willebrand factor type A, EGF and pentraxin domain-containing protein 1-like. Lineage: Eukaryota; Metazoa; Mollusca; Bivalvia; Venerida; Veneridae. The record is from RefSeq and is a predicted model, not a curated record. Bases 54 to 2174 code for a protein of 706 amino acids. The transcript is spliced from 11 exons.